AUGGCAGUUUGUGCGUCUAUUCAGUGUCUGAAGGAGGGGAAUGUGGCGGUUGGACGCUUACGGCCACGGCGAAAGCAAAGUUUCACCAGGAAACGUAGUGGAAUUUGGAAAGGGCUUAACAGAAACAGCUCGGGCUCGGGCCGAGGUGGCGUCCAAGAGGGCCGGGGGGGAGCUGUGGCGAGGCCGGCUGGUGCUCACGUUCAGGAAGUACGGCGGGCAGACGCUGCAGUGGCUCCUGGAGAACGACGUGGGCUGGCUGGUCUAGCUGCUCUUCGAGUUCUGCCAGAAAGGGGAGCAGAACCAGGUCCUGCAGUGGCAGAAGCAGAACCAGGUCCUGCAGUGGCAGAAGCAGCGCAUGCUGGAGUACGCCAGAGAGUUCCCUGCUGUCACCUGCACCUGGACAGAAGACUAGAGUUACAACAGUCAAAAGCUCAACGGGCAGAGUCUGUGGUCUCCCAGUUUGAGCAGGAUCCCAACUAUGCCAGCGAUGCAGAGCUGUUGGCUGCCACAGAGAACAUCCCGGAGGAGUCUGAGGCUGCGGUGUGCACCCAGCUCACCACCUGUGUGGAGCUCACUCCAGCUGGGAGUCAGGACACUGAGCCCAGACCCUCAUCCCUGGAGGAGAGCUCUGCUGCCUCAGAGCCUGGUGGGGUUGUGCUGGAGGGCUGGCAGAAGUUUUGGGAGCAGCCCCCUGCCUCUGCCAAAGCACCGGGCAUUGCCACUCCCAACAUCGGGUGGCUGAAGGGCAGCGAGAUGCACGGCCUCUUCACGAGGGCCUCCAGCUACAAGAGCGUGAGAGGGGAGACCGUGGAGAGGAGGCUCUUGAAGGAGCAGAUGGAGUUCCACCCUCCACCACCUCCGUCGUCUGUCAGGGGGGCGCUGCCCAACAUGCUGGCCUUCUUCGCCACCCCUAAGAGAAAAGAGUGA
Messenger RNA from Sphaeramia orbicularis (orbiculate cardinalfish), 927 nucleotides. RefSeq lists its product as uncharacterized. The transcript is spliced from 4 exons. The record is from RefSeq and is a predicted model, not a curated record. The coding region runs from base 1 to 927 and encodes 308 amino acids. Lineage: Eukaryota; Metazoa; Chordata; Actinopteri; Kurtiformes; Apogonidae.